Molecule: messenger RNA, 1125 nt
Organism: Paramuricea clavata
Lineage: Eukaryota; Metazoa; Cnidaria; Anthozoa; Malacalcyonacea; Plexauridae
Source: the annotation of a GenBank genome assembly
AUGAGAUUGGCAGUGGUUUCUUUAUUUUAUAUCUUAGCCGAAAUUACGGUGUGCACCAUUGGAUUAGACUGCCAUCAAUACACUUCAUUCGAGUUGAAAAGGUCAGAAGAUGUUAUUGAUAUUGAGCAAACAUUCGCGACAAUAACAACAAAGUCUUGUAAAGACCACGAAAGAUGUUCGAGACUUCGAAUAAAAGACACCACGAAUGAAACAUACACCGCUUUGGAUUGUCUUGACAGAAGUAUAUGUGAGAAUCCAGAAUCAUGGUGUCACAGAUUCACUGGAAGCUUAUUCACAUCGUGUGAAAUAACUUGCUGCGAUGGCGAUUUAUGCGCGGAUAUGAACAGGACGAAAUCAGUUGUGACAAAGAACCCAAAUAUCCAAAAAGCAACAUGUUCGACAUUCACGCCUUUUCAAGUGAACAUCGAUUCGAGAGAAGUUACAGAAGUAUACAGUCCACUUGAGACAAAAAUUUGCGAGCUGGACGAAAUAUGUAGUGGUAUAAUUUUAACGGAUAGGAAUAAUCGAAGCCAUCAUGCAUCCGCUUGUGUGAACCAUGGUCAUUGUAAAAAUCCAGAUAUGUUUUGUACAGCGCUAACUGAAGGGACCAAUGGGACAUUUAUUGAUUGUGAACUGAAAUGUUGCAACGAGAGUUUUUGUCUUGAUGAACAAAAGUCCAACACAACAUCUUCGAAGUGUUUCGAAUAUAAUUCCUUCUCUCUGGCUGGCGAUGAAGUGAAAUCGUCUUCUCAUACUACACGAGUUAAGACAUGUAAAAAGGACGAACUAUGCAGCAGAGGUACAUUCACAGAUAGGGAAAAUAAUACCCAUAUUUCACUUGAUUGUAUAGCGACGUCUGUAUGUAAUAAUCCUGGAAUACUCUGCCAAUAUUUUUCGGAAAGUAACCAGCAAUCCCCAUUUGUUCAGUGUAAUAUAGAGUGCUGUAUAGACAAUCUGUGUUACUCAGAUUCAAUUCCACCAUCGUCGCCACCAUCAUCUACAUCAAGCACAACACGAACAACAGUAGCCACGCCCAGUAGUACCACAAAACCCCAAACUCACAUUGGGAUUAUUCUGCAAGUAGCUAUAUUAUUUUAUAUAUGCCUUAAUAUUUUAUUACAAUAG